Messenger RNA from Entelurus aequoreus (snake pipefish), 6329 nucleotides. RefSeq names its product checkpoint with forkhead and ring finger domains, E3 ubiquitin protein ligase (gene chfr). Gene Ontology annotation, molecular function: protein binding; ubiquitin-protein transferase activity. The record is from RefSeq and is a predicted model, not a curated record. Gene Ontology annotation, cellular component: nucleus. The transcript has 18 exons. Lineage: Eukaryota; Metazoa; Chordata; Actinopteri; Syngnathiformes; Syngnathidae. Gene Ontology annotation, biological process: protein ubiquitination; mitotic cell cycle checkpoint signaling; ubiquitin-dependent protein catabolic process. The coding region runs from base 150 to 1988 and encodes 612 amino acids.
CUCUCCGCUGAUAACAGUAACAAGUGUCAACACUGAGCUGGGCAGGAAGCCGCGCGUCUUCCGUGUUGGAACAUGACCGUGAGCUAGGACUCUCCACAAAAGUGCUGGGACAACAAACUCGCCAGUUUUCACGUUCCAAACACUGAGAGAUGGACGGUCACACGAGGGCUCGACCGUGGGGGAAGUUGGUCAGAGUGGAUUGCGGUGAAGCCGAAGUGCUGCUUUUCAACAAGGAAUGCACCGUUGGCCGGAAAAAAGGGUGUGAUCUGGCGUUUCCUGCUAACAAACUGGUCUCAGGGGAGCACUGCAAGAUUGUGCAAGAUGAAAACUCUGGUGAAGUGUUGCUUGAAGAUAUGAGCACCAAUGGCACAGUGAUCAACAUGGCUAAACUGGUCAAGAAACAAACUCACUUGCUUCAAAAUGGCGACGUGAUCUACUUUGUAUACAGGAAAAAUGAGCCCGAACAAAAUAUUGCCUAUGUUUACCACUCAAUCCAAACAGAGCAGGAGAUUUCACAGGAUAGCUUGGACAUGCCAGCCCACAGUCCUGUUCCUGUCGCCUCCUCCGAGAUGAUGCUUUCUGUGGAGCCUGUCAUGCUCUCAAAGGCCCCUCUGGAUCUCACUCAGGAAGAACCUCAGCCGUCCACCUCGACUUCACAUAUCUGUAUUCAACAACCUUUCACACCAAACUCAGGCCAAAUCAGAGACGAGGCCCUAACACGAGAGAAAGCGCUCGACAAUGUGGAGCCGGAAUGCAAGAGAAGGAAAACUGACAAAGACGCUGUAUCACACGCCUCAAGCACAGCGGUUGUGGAGGAUGCAAAGAGAGACAAGAUGGAGGAAUCUCUCACUUGUAUUAUUUGCCAGGACCUCCUGCAUGACUGUGUCAGCUUGCAACCCUGCAUGCACACAUUCUGUGCUGCCUGCUACUCGGGGUGGAUGGAGCGCUCUUCUCUUUGUCCUACGUGCCGCUGCCCCGUGGAUAGGAUCCGCAAGAACCACAUCCUUAACAACCUGGUGGAGGCCUACCUCAUCCAGCACCCGGAGAAGUGUCGCAGUGACGAGGACCUGAAGAGCAUGGACAGCCGCAACAAGAUCACUCAGGACAUGUUGCAACCAAAAGUUGAGCGUUGUUUUUCUGAUGAGGAGGGCAGUUCAGAUUACCUUUUUGAGCUCUCUGACAAUGACAGCGACAACUCGGACAUUAGUCAGCCUCUGGUGAUGUGCAGACAGUGUCCUGGCUACAGGAAGGAGCUCAAUCAGAUGCUGUUUGCGACAGGCUCAAACUACUGGGUUCCGGUUCUGCCAGCACCAUCAUCUAUGCCUCCUCUUCCACCUCCAUUCAAACUAAACACCAAUGAAGGUUCUGCAAAGCCUAAAGGGGAAGAGCCCUCAACAUCUUCGGACAGCCUACCAGAUUCUCAGGAGUACCGCUGCCCUCCUCAAGGCUGCCAUCUUAUCUGCACCUGCUGUUUGCAGCCGAUGCCUGACAGACGGGCCGAGCUGGUCAGUCAGCAGCAAUGUAUGCAGUGCCAGCGUUCUUUCUGUCACAUUUAUUGGGGAUGUCCGAGGAUUGGCUGUCAAGGCUGCCUGGCUCGAUUCAGUGAGCUUAACCUGACUGACAAAUGUCUGGACGGUGUGCUGAACAACAAUAACUACGAAUCAGAGAUCCUCAAGAACUACUUGUCUUCCAGAGGGAAGACCUGGAUGGAUCUGCUCAAGGAGGCUGUUCAUGACAUAGAACAGGGGAAGUAUUGCCUUUCAGAUCGUCGUAUCUCUGCCAAUUCCGUCCUGUGUGUGUGUUGUGGCCUGAUGGUCUUCAAGGAGCUGGCCUACAAGUACAGACAGAAUAUCCCUGCGUCCGAUCUACCAGCUGCAGUAUUGUCUCGUCCCGACUGCUACUGGGGACGCAACUGUCGUACACAGGUGAAGGCCCACCAUGCAACGAAAUUCAACCACAUAUGUGAGCAGACCCGUUUCAAGAGCUGAGCCAACAAAAGCGUCUGCUGGGCUGGCAACACAAUGGAGACCCAAUCUCACCUGCUUGUGGUGACUAAUAGUCCCCUAUUAUUAUGUACACAAACACGAAACCAAUAGUGAACUCUUACACGGCAUUGGGCUGAAUCAAGUAGUGCUAGUAUGCACUUUAUAGCGCAAACAAAAACAUUCUCGCCAACUUUUCAUAUAUAUUUUUGUAAAACUUUACUUUGCUGUUUUGAUCUAGGCAGACUGCGUAAUGAAUAGUUUGGGAUGUAACUUAGUGCGAUAUUUUAGGGACUCCUUCGUGCAUAUUUUAGUUGUAUGCAAAUUAUUAGCAUGUUAAAGAAUAGUUAAUAAAUAUUGAUACUCGUUAGAUGCGUUUCGGGCAAGAUACAAACUUACCAUAACUGUUUUGUGGAGGCAUCAGUGAGAUGUGCCUCUGUUGUACUUUUUACUCUGCAUAAAUAUCCAGAUUUAAUGCUUUAGAGCAAAGGCAAAAUUGUUGUGAUCAAAUAAUGAUAAUAAUCACAUCCAUUUCCUUUGCUGAACACAUCAACAAGUACAAUCAAUAAGAAAUCCCACAAGACUGCAAUCUGUUUAAAUAAAAGCUGGGUGAUGUGAAAUUAGCAAAUUAGCACUGUCGCUAAAUAUGACUUCCGCUUGUCAGAGGCUGAGCUGCACACUUCCAUGGCUCACCUUUUCACAGUUGAGGUAAUGCACUUGUGGAGGUGACCUGUAAGCACAAUGCAAGAAACACUUCCUUUCUUUCCCUUGUAAUAUGUGGGAAUUCUGUGCCAAAAUGGAAAAUGCACUCGCGAAAAAAUCUGAAUAUGACUCCAUUUACAUUGCACCCCAAAUAUCUAGAUUAGUCUCAAAGUUUCAAUCAAAGUUUAUUUAUAUAGCCCUUAAUCACAAGUGUCUCAAAGGGCUACACAAGCUACGACGACAUCCUCGGCUCAGAUUCCACAUCAGGGCAAGGAAAAACUCAACCCAAUGGGCGUAAUGAAAAACCUUGUCUCAAUACUUGCUGAAUAUAACAAUAAAAUAGGCAGACUGGGUGCGUAUGAGUUGUGUUAAGAGGCAGCGUUAACCACUCCCUAAACCUGGCACACGCACUGUUCUGCGUGGAAAAAGUGCAUUUUUAAUGUCAAGUUAUAAAUACGUGUGAAAGUUUACCGCAAAAGUAUUCCUGAACUCUUGGAGUUCUGACAUUGGCGAUUCCGCCAGUUCCCAUUUUAUAUCACAGUGACUCCUGUGGCACACAAUGUUGGUGCUCCUCUUAAAAGACCUUUGUACCAGGAUCGAAUCUUGGUUGAAGCACAGUUGGGAAGAUACAAAAAUGUAUGUUUUUAAUUAUAUUAAAAUAGUUAUUUUCCACUAAAAAAUACCCUCGAACUAAUAUUUUGUCCGUGAAUCUGUUUUAGUACAAAACACGUCUCAUCCCGCCCAGUCAAUACACGUGGUGGUCAAUCUUGCUCGGUUUUCAAUGGGUACUCGGCACCAUUUAGCCUUUCUGGAAGAAAAAAAAAAAAGCCCUAUGCCUGUGUUGUUUUUGGCUGUACGAACCGUUCAAAUCGCGGAAAGGAUAAACGUUUCUCAAGAGGUAAUCAAAAAGGGCGGAAGAGCGCAAGAUUUUAUGAGACGACGAGAAAAGCAUGCAGCUCACACUCUAGUCCAGGCCUGGGCAAUUAUUUUGCCUCGGGGGGCCAAAUUUAGAGAAAAGAAUGUGUCUGGGGGGCCGGUAUAUCUAUUUUUAGGAACACUAAUACAAAACCUCACAAUAAUGUCUGAAUGCUAAAAACAUUAUCACAGACCACCUUAAAAAAAGAGUUUUACAUUUUUUUACUGAAUGAGACACCCAGAAUGUACGUGAAAAUAAAGAAUGUGGAAUUUACAAUAUUAACUAUGAAGGAUAAAACACUGAAUAUUGACAACAUAUGAGCAUCACACCCCCUCUCCAUUGACAUAUUUUACAAUCAAGCGAAAGGCAACAAAAAUGCAACAAACAAAGCGAAAUAUGAAUGCACUGGGUAAAAACAAACCCCACCUACAAUCUGAUACAUCUGAUAUAUGACUAAUCUUUAGAACUUUGUUGUAAAAAUCUCCUUACGCGUCUGUCCCUGACACAGCUGCAGUGAUUUAGAUUACCAUUGUAACUAAUUAGAUUACCAUAGUAACUAAUUAGAUUACCAUAGUGACUAGUAUAUCUUGCAAAAGCGCAGAUUCCAACCAUUGAAAUACUUUGUACUAUUCAAGACUUACGGUCAUUAGAAAACAUCAUUGCACAUCAUUAUAUCUAAAAAAAAUUAUUUGGGAAUGUCCGGCAGGCCAGAUUGAAAAGCUUAACGGGCCCAGGUCUGCUCUAGUCUAAGGGAGCAAAGUCAAACAAUGUGUGAGUUUGCAGUGAUCACUCCGUUAAAGGUUUGAUAGAUAUACUGUUAAUGUUUGUUAUUUCCCAUUUAAGUAUUAUCUUGAUAUUAUUUGUAUUUGCUACGAGUGUUUCGAAAAGCACCAAUUUGGCAAGUCUCCAUAAAAAAAAAGCAAAUGUCAGCAAAAACCUAAACGAGUUAAGCUUUUACCAAAGGCAGCAAUCAAAAAUUAGGCUUUUAGCACAUACACAAUGUUGACAUCUGUAGUUAUAUUUUGAUAAAGACGGGGAAAUUACACUACUCAUAAACGGCGCCUGCAACAGCAACAACCAUUGCUGUAGAUGCAAAGUAAAAUCACGAAAUGUGAACUUACCUGAGCAAAAACGAUGCAUAUUUAUCUAAGAUAAUCUCGAUGCCAAUUUCCUUGACCCAGCCACACACAAAGAAGUUGUAGACCUCCACGCUUUUCCAAGUUUCCAUCUGUUUUGUCCUGUAGAUUGGUGUCUGGAGAACAAUCGUUUUGCCUGAGAAUGCGAUCGAAUCCUUGAUAUCACUCGAAAAAUCUUAUUUUGAUAAAGUAUAGGGAUCUAUUUUUAUAUUGCAUAGUUGUUAUAUUGCCUCUUUGUACUCAGAUAGUUUGCUGUACAACAGCCAUCUUGGCUUGGUUGACCACCACUGGUUUUCACUUUGGCAAGAAGUCACGUGUCGGAAUACAAGCAAAAAUAAUUGUUUCACAAUAAUGAAAAAAUCUGGUUACUUACUUAUUUGUGACUGUAUAGAAAAUAAAACAAAUGCAAAUAGAUGAGUGGGAAACACUGCUAUACUUAGCAGUUGUAGUUAACUUUGCCACUUUGCUUACCAUGCAAGAUGUGAUUAUUUAGCAAAUAUGUCUUUUCAAUUCCCUUUAUAGGGGGGCAGCCGAUAGGUUGUUAGUUUAGGUGUUCUCUGGUUUCUCAGGUAAACAAUGCUACUGUAAAAGUGUCGUAUUAAAAAAAGAUAAAGGGCACUUGUGCACACAUUUCGAUGUCAUUUCUUUCUUUAAAAAAAGUAGCCCAAGCCCUCAUUUGUUGUUUUUAAGUUGUGGAUGAUAGAUACAAAAGGCUUUAUGCGAUAAAAAAGAAAGUCAGUGUUUGUUUUGUCCUUUUGGUCACUUUAAUUGGUGUGUAGAACUGCUGGUGCAUAUGAAGAAACUGUUAAACAGUCUUAGUGAAUCCUGCAUGGACUAUUUGAAAUGUUUGUCACAUUUGUCUUCAUUCAGGUUGUUUCUAAAAGUUGAGUAUGUAGUGUUCUGGAAUGCAGGUAGUCAUAUUUUGUAAUUUAUUCUUUUGUUGUUUUUUAGUUUUAGUGGCAGUAGUCAACAGUCCUGGUCCAGCCUGUUUUGAAUGAGCAUUUUCUUUCCUCUGCCCAGGGGUUUAAAUGACUUUAGGUGUUAAAGUUUUUUGUUUUUUUUACCCCCUUAGUCAUGGUGUAAGGACCAUUCUAGCAUUCCAUAGCAGCUCAGACCCCCUACACAAGUCCAGUCGAUCCCCCGACAGAAGGACUGAGUUUUAAUUAUUCCCCACUGGAGAUCCGGGCACUCUAAGCCAACAACAGUACCAAGCCGCUCCAAUCAGGAAUUGGUAUUAAAGAGGCUUUGGAGUAGUACUUUGCAUUUGCCAGGAGACAGGAUGUUGUAUACUAACGCAAACAUUUACUCACUUUGUGUGUAAAAGUCUGAACAACACCGGGUGGAAGCAGAGUUCAUUCUACCUCGUAAGCGCCUCCCUAGGAAGUAGGCUUCAGAGGUGCCUUCAUGUCUUCUGUGAUGUCAGCAACUUUAUGCAAGCACUUGGUUUAUGCUGUGCCAUCAGGUCCAGUUAGAUGCAUGUAGACUAGAAGGCACACAAAAUAAAUGUGCUGUACUAACAAAAGUAAGAUGGUCUUUGACAUGCAUGUGGAUCCGGUUUGCCUUUUUGAAAUUGCAUUAAAAACUGGAACUAUC